This is a messenger RNA of Trichobilharzia szidati, 3663 nucleotides long. The record is from the annotation of a GenBank genome assembly. Lineage: Eukaryota; Metazoa; Platyhelminthes; Trematoda; Strigeidida; Schistosomatidae.
AUGGAUAAUAAUGGCUUGAAAAUGAAUGCGGAGGAAGUUCACAAGCCUGGGACGAGUAGAAUAUUCAAAAAGUCUACGCCUAAUGGAAAGUUGACAAUAUAUCUUGGCAAAAGAGAUUUUAUCGACCACCUAACCCACGUGGAUCCUAUCGAAGGUGUUGUACUAGUUGAUCCUGAAUAUGUUAAAGAUCGGAAAGUAUUCGUCCAUCUUUUGGGUGCUUUUUGGUACGGUCGCGAUGAAGUUGACUUACUUGGAUUGAAUUAUCACAAAGAUCUUUGUGUAAUGACGAAGCAAGUUUUCCCACCUACUGCUUCCAAGACAAUAAAAUCACACAUACCUGUUCAUUUACCCGGUAAUGGAGAUACACCUGAGUUGUCGUCAAAUAUAGCUUACAAAUUUACUGAACCUCCAGGACGUACUCGAUUACAAGAACGUCUAGUUCGAAAACUCGGUUCUAAUGCUUAUCCAUUCUACUUUCAGCUUCCAGCAUAUUCACCUGCCUCGGUGUCUCUACUUCUAAACCCAUCUGAUCGUGGUAAACGUUGUCGAGUGGAGUAUGAAUUAAAAGUCUAUGUAGCAGACGAUCAGGAUGACAAGCCACAGAAAAGAAAUUCUGUACGUAUGGCUGUCCGCAAACUGACAUAUGCACCCAAUGAACCAGGCCAACAGCCAUCGGCUGAAUUAUCGCGAGACUUUCUUAUGAGUGUUGGUAGUCUUCGAGUGGAAGCGACGUUGGACAAAAAUAAAUAUUUUCAUGGAGAGAAAAUCUUUGUCAACUUACUUGUAGAUAAUAAUUCGAAUAAAACAAUCAAACGUAUCAAGCUGUCAGUUCGACAGUAUACUCAAAUCUAUGUUCAAAGCCCAAUUCAUUUCAAAUGCUCCGUUGAUGAGAUUCAGUCAGAGGAACGCUUUCCUAUUUUGCCCAGUCAAACUGGUUGGUGUAAAGUCUAUCGUCUUUGUCCGUCUUUAACGCACAAUCGGGACAAGAUUGGUAUUGCAAUGGAUGGUGAUUUAAAACAAGAAGAUACCAACUUAGCCUCAUCAACAAUUAAUCCUCCUAAUUCGCACAGUCGAGAACCAGUAGGAAUCGUGGUUGAGUACAAGGUGAAAAUACGCUUAGUUCUUGGUUUUGGUAUUAGUGAUGUCUGCUUAGAACUACCAUUUAUUUUAACACAUCCUAAUCCUGAUUCAUCUGACGCAAAUGGAAAUGAACACGAUGAUGAGCUUAUCUCUUCAAUUACUACUGAACCGUCAUUAAGUGAAAAAUCACCUGACCGAAACAAUAAAAUAGAUUUAAGAAAUAUUAAGUCAUCUUUGGAUGCAUCAAUUAUUAAACGAUCAGCUGUUAUAAAUGAUACUUUACAGCAUAAAAUUACCUCAGAAAUAAUUGAUCCUGUUUUAUUUGAUGAUUCACAACAAAACAACAAUUCAGCUGAUCGUAAUCACUUCAAUGUCAAUCCGUUUAAGGAAUCCCUUCAAUCUCCACAAUUUGCAAAUAAAUCAAUUUGUUCUUAUUCUCCUCCUGUAUGGGAUCGUAAUUUCCACUUGAUAUUCUCUGGUUCACGAGCAUCAGGUCGACGUCCAUCAACUGUUGGUACACAAUCGACCUUGAGUGAAGAUGAUUUAUUAUUUGAAGAUUUUGCUCGAUUUCGUCUACAAUCAUAAUAUUGUGUAUUCAUAUAAUUAUUUGAAGAUAUUGUAACUUUUUUUAAAAUUUAAUUAUUUAUAAAUUCUAAAGCUCUACUUUCAGUUUUAUUUACCUAUUUAUUUAUUUAUUUAUUUUCAUUGUCAUUUUUAUAGUCCUUUUUAUUUCUUAAACUGUUUUAUUUUAUGAAAUCCAUGUCUCUAAUACACCAGUCUGUGUUACCUUAGUCCUAUAAUAUUGAUCUGUUAGAGUUAGCCAGUCAGUCAGGCAGGCAGGCAGUCAAUCGCUUAGUCCUGUCUUCGAUAGAAUUAAGAGACUCUCUCUGUCUAAUAUCAGAGAGGGGGGAAUGAGCAUGCUUGUUAUCACAGACUGUGAUUAGAACUGGUGAUAGUUUUCGAUAUAUAUAUAUAUAUAUAUAUAUAUAUGCAACACUGUAAUAUAUGCACCAUUUUCUUAAUUAUAUCUACCUCUGGAUUAUUUUUAAAUUACCUCAUGUGUUUUUAAUUUCAGCUGGCUUAAUAUUUGAAAUGGUUUCAUUUUGUUAAUUUUUUUCUCCUUUUUUCUCUCUUUGAGAAUACAUUUUCCCGCUAAUUAACUUUCUUGUUUUUGGCUGUAAAACGAACUAUAUAUAUAUAUAUAUAUAUAUAUAUAUAUAUACAUGCGUGCAUAUAUACUAUCAGACUUUUUGUUGUUGUUGUCAGUGUUGUUGAGAAAAACCAUUCACAUUUUCUUUCGUUUUGACUUUGAAAAAUGCUAAUUAUCUUCGCGAUUAUUUAGAACCAGUAAUUGUGAAGCCGUUUUUGUCGAAUGUUGAAUGUGUAAUUAUUACAUAUACUGCGUACUACUACUACUACUAGUACUACAUGUCUACUAAGUACUUUUACACUCCUUUACACACUGAUCAGUAUAAGAAGCAUAAAAAGAAACCUGUGACUAUUGAUGAUGUAAUCAAACAAUACGCUGUAUUACUUACUCUAUUCUGAAUGAUGAUUGUCUUAUUGAUUCCUCCACAAUUUUGUUGUAUAUGGUUGAUCACUUUCAGCUAGGUGCUAAUUGUUGGUUUUCCUUUCUUCUCCUGAUAGUAUUUUCUGUGUGUGUAUAUGUAAAUGUGUUUGACAUUCUGUAUCCUCUUCAUCUUCUUGUAUUGUAUUUUGAACUGUCUGACUGUCUUUAUUUUAAUUGGGAUAUGAUAUAGUCUGUUUUUAGUGGUUAAAUCUAGUUGAUCGUUGUUUGUUUGUCUCUCUGCGUGUGUGUUUGAAUUUAACUUUCUUCUCAGUCUCCAUUAUGUGUGUUAGUUAUAUUAUACACUUCACAGCGUUAAUGGUAGUGUGAAAAACAAUAGGUUAUUAUUUACUUCCCCCCUCCCCCCUUUGUACUCUUCAAAGAAGAUGUAUUAAUUUACAACAGUGAGUAGUGGUAGUGAGUGACGAAGGCGAAACCAGUCACUGAAUACAACGAUAGGCUAUGCAUUUAUAUUCUACAUUAUUGAUUAUUUACUCCAUUGUUCUUAUUCUCUCUCGUUCUCUCUCUCUCCCUUAUCUAACUCCUGAAGUUUCAUCUACCUAAUAAUAUUAGUUUCUAUGUAUAAACUAAGCCGUAUUCGAUGAUAAUCAAGGUGAGGUUUUCAUCUUUCCUUCUUUCUUUCUUUCUUUCUUGUAUAGCAGGCAUUGAUUCUGUUCUGUUGUGUUCUUAUUGUUUAUCUAUCUUUCACAGUUAUUGUUUCCUUUUAUUUUGUAAUCCCCCUGUUUUAUCCUUGCUCUUGUACCACUUCUACUACUACUAAUACCACUCACAUCAAUACCUUCAAUUAACUAAAGUAAACUAAACUGAAUAGGCACACAAUUACUGUUAAUUAAUUAAAUUUGUAGAGACACAGUACUUGUCUUUCUUUCUUUUCUCUCUCCUUUUUCUUUUUCUAUUUUGAUUAUACUGCUGUACAUUGAACCAUUUAAUAUGAAUAGCUACGAUUAUUUGUUUAUUUAUGUAAAACAAAAAUAUAAAAAAAAAUAACAUGCCUG